AUGAGGAUGACGUGUUACUGGGAAAUUGUUCUGAAAAGAAUGGUUGAUUGGAUGGCACUUGAGCUUCAGUUUUUGGUGAAAAAAUUGGUGAACAAGGAGAUGGAAAUGGAGAUGGUGAAGGAGGCGAUGGUACAUGGUGGUAUAGAAAAGAUGUCGGAGGAACUAUCAUCCUCCGGAAAAGAGAGGGUGAGGCUUCAAAAAAGCAUUAGCAUAUUCCAGAAAUCACAACAAAUCAUCGAGGAAGUCAGGAUGGCAUUAUUGUUUCAGCCGACUAGAGGGCCAAUAUAG
Messenger RNA from Lactuca virosa, 288 nucleotides. The record is from the annotation of a GenBank genome assembly. NCBI's taxonomy places the organism in Eukaryota, Viridiplantae, Streptophyta, Magnoliopsida, Asterales, Asteraceae.